AAAUUCAGAGACCUGACCAUAGAAGAGCUAAAGAAUGUCAGCAAGACCUACCCAAACUUCACAUUCUCCAUGAACACAUACACCUUCAAGGAUGGAUCCCAGAAGGACCUUCUCAAUUUUAGUGGUACUGUUCCAGUGAAAUAUGGUAAUUGCUAUAACAUCCCUAUUCAUCUGUGGAUUCUGGAUUCUCAUCCUUUUGCUCCCCCCAUUUGCUUUUUGAAGCCUACUGCGAACAUGGGCAUUUCAGUGGGAAAACAUGUUGAUGCACAUGGCAGGAUUUAUUUGCCCUACCUGCAGAACUGGAGCCAUCCUAAAUCGACUGUCAUUGGAUUAAUCAAGGAAAUGAUUGCAAAAUUUGAGGAAGAACCCCCAUUGUAUUCACUGUCAUCUUCUGAUGCAGCCAGGCAGGCAGAACUUCUCUCCUACAUUGCAAAGAUUACUGAAGGAGAGAGCGACAAGAAAUCAAGGGGUAAAACUGAAGGCGAAAAUGAAGAAUGCUUUAACAAAAUUACAGUUGUUGGAGCUGGAGAUCUUGGCAUUGCAUGUGUGCUGGCAGUUGCAGCAAAGGGUGUUGCAAGCAAAGUGGUUCUUCUGGACCUCUCUGAAGGUGCAGCAAAAGGAGGGACUAUGGACUUGGAGAUCUUUGCACUGCCAAAUGUGGAGAUCAGCAGAGACUUCUCUGCUUCAGCUGAUUCAAAAGUUGUGGUACUUACAGCGAAUUUUCUGGGUAAUGCUCAGACCUACCUUGAUGUCAUACAAAGCAAUGUGGAUUUGUUCAGAGGAAUUAUUCCAGCAAUAUCACACUACAGUCAGAAUGCUGUUCUCCUUGUUGCUUCUCAUCCAGUUGAAGUAAUGACAUAUGUGUCAUGGAAGCUGAGUGCAUUUCCCAAAAGCAGAGUAAUUGGAGUAGGUGCCAAUCUCGAUACAGAGAGAUUCCAGUACAUCCUGACACAUCUUUUGAAAGCAGAGGUGCUGGCCAAAGAUGCCUGCAUUAUUGGUGAGCAAGGGGAAGACAAAGUGCCAUCAUGGACCAGUUGUAAUGUAGUUGCAAAUCAAACAGAGGCAAUAGCUGCUCGAAACUCAAGGGAAAAGGUAGCUAACAGAGCUAUGGAAGUUCUAAAGGGAAAAGGUCAGAGAUCUUGGUCUGUUGGGCUCUCGGUUGCUGAUUUGACUGACAGCAUACUGAAAGAUAAAAGAAAGGUUCAUUCUAUAUCCACUUUGGCAAAGGGAUGUUGCAGUAUAAACAGUGAAGUAUUCUUAAGCCUCCCGUGUGUUCUUGGAACCAAUGGAGUGAUGGAAGUUGUCAAACUAGAAGAAGACCCACUGGUGCAAGAGAAACUGCAAAGCAGUGCAGGGUCAAUUCAUGACCUCCAGCAGCAGCUGAGACUGUAAGCAGCAACCACAAGGGAAGCCUCUGUGUCUGCUCCCCAGCGUUGGAGAUUUGCAAGGCUGAAGAGGUUGCUUCAUGUAUGUGGAUUUCUGUAUAAAGCAGGAAGCUUUGUUACUUUACUUUCCCAAAGUGUUUUCU
Molecule: messenger RNA, 1528 nt
Organism: Acanthisitta chloris (rifleman)
Lineage: Eukaryota; Metazoa; Chordata; Aves; Passeriformes; Acanthisittidae
Gene: UEVLD
Product: UEV and lactate/malate dehyrogenase domains
Exons: 11
Coding region: 70-1392 (440 amino acids)
Biological process (GO): protein modification process; protein transport; carboxylic acid metabolic process
Molecular function (GO): oxidoreductase activity, acting on the CH-OH group of donors, NAD or NADP as acceptor
Source: RefSeq, a predicted model, not a curated record